Molecule: messenger RNA, 357 nt
Organism: Pieris macdunnoughi
Lineage: Eukaryota; Metazoa; Arthropoda; Insecta; Lepidoptera; Pieridae
Source: the annotation of a GenBank genome assembly
AUGACAUCAUUUGGCUCAACAAAAGUUAUUCGAGACAAUUUUAUGCCUUCUUUCAAGAUUCAGGGUCAAAUAUAUCAUCGAACAGGUUCCUUAUUGCCAAUACCUGAUGAAGACUAUAAAUUUUUGCAAAUAUAUUUUAUCCGCAAUUCAGCAAGAGAAGUCGAUCAGCGUUGCGCACACAACAACUCAGUGAAAAGAUCCAUUGUGGAACAACUUCAAACGUUUUUCCAUCAACACAAUGAAUUAGUUGCAUUAUUCACAACUGCAUUAGACCGCAUGCCAUCCGAUAAUCAUAAAAUUGUUAUCAGAGCCGAUAAGGUGCCUGUAGGACAAUAUGCUGGACGCCGGGUCAGCUAG